AUGGAGCCGUUGAGGGUGCUGAUUAUCGGUGGAGGCAACGCGGGGAUUUCUGCUACCGUCUUCGAGAAGGAUGAGAGCACCGCGGCCCGGGCACGAGACUGGAGUUUUGGUGUCUACUGGGCACAGUCCCGCAUCGAGGAAUGCCUCACCCCCGAGCUAAAUCUUCUCCUUGAUACCGUUCAAACCGAUCCGUCUUACCGGCGCCAUGCAGAAUCUGUAUUGCCUGUCUACCACGGUGUGACGGGAGAAAUACUCCAGCCAAUUCCUGCCCCCUAUGCCAUCCGCCUCAAGAGAAGAGCGUUUGUAGAUAUGAUCAAGAAGGGAUUGGACGUGCGGUACGGCAAAAGCUUGGAUACAAUAACUGUAACCGAGGGCGGUAUCACGGCAGGGUUCAAAGAUGGCACUGCGGAAAAUGGAACCUUGCUUAUCGGUGCCGAGGGCGCCCACAGCCCGACCCGAGCCUGGCUCUUCCAACUCUCGCCCGAGGAUGCUGCGCUGCAGAAAGUGCCCGUCUCCUCGUUCGGAACUGUGGCAAAGCUUACGCGGGAGACGGCGUUGAGCUUGAGGAACAUCCACCCCAUAUACAGCAUGGCCGUGGGCCCCGACAAUGUUUUCGUAUUCGCAGCGAUCCAUGACUGCACUGCUGAAGCCCCCGAAGAUUGGACCUUCAUGCUUCUCAUCACCUGGAACUACGACGAGACCGAAGACCAUGUAAGGCUCGCAAACGAUCGUGUCUUCCUCCUCGAGAAGGUGGAAGCUCUCACCAAAUCGCUGGUGUACCCCUUCAAUGCCAUGGUCCAAGAUGUUCCACCGGAGACAAGGUCCUGGUACAGCAGUCAGAUGACCUACUGGCCCACGAGGCCUUGGGACAAUAGAGGAGGGCGCGUUACUGUGGCAGGCGAUGCUGCGCAUGCCAUGACCUUUCAUCGUGGCCAAGGUCUCGGCAACGCCGUUGCCGACGUGACUGAGCUGCAGACGCGCCUCCGCGCCAUGAAGGGCCAUACCCGGCAGGAGCUGGCUCGCGCGGUUGGCGGGUACGAAAAGGAGGUGUGGAAGCGCGGGUACGAUGUGGUGAUGGAGAAUAGGGAGAACACCCUCGCGGUGCACGACUGGGAGAAUGUAUUACGCAGUCCGUUGCUCGUCAAGGGCGUUGCUCGUCAAGGGAGUCUUCAAGGAUCUCCCGCCCAAGGUGGUAAGGAAUAA
Chaetomium fimeti is the source of this 1203-nucleotide messenger RNA. RefSeq lists its product as uncharacterized. The record is from RefSeq and is a predicted model, not a curated record. Lineage: Eukaryota; Fungi; Ascomycota; Sordariomycetes; Sordariales; Chaetomiaceae. The coding region runs from base 1 to 1203 and encodes 400 amino acids. The transcript is spliced from 5 exons. Gene Ontology annotation, molecular function: FAD binding.